Mugil cephalus (flathead mullet) is the source of this 6138-nucleotide messenger RNA. RefSeq names its product homeobox protein Hox-A10. Gene Ontology annotation, cellular component: nucleus. Gene Ontology annotation, molecular function: DNA-binding transcription factor activity, RNA polymerase II-specific; RNA polymerase II cis-regulatory region sequence-specific DNA binding. Gene Ontology annotation, biological process: regulation of transcription by RNA polymerase II. The record is from RefSeq and is a predicted model, not a curated record. The coding region runs from base 1729 to 2847 and encodes 372 amino acids. NCBI's taxonomy places the organism in Eukaryota, Metazoa, Chordata, Actinopteri, Mugiliformes, Mugilidae. The transcript is spliced from 2 exons.
CUGGCCAAGAUUAACUUCAACCUGGAGAGAGCAAUAGAGUGCACAUGGCCAAGGACACGAGGAGAUGGAAGGAGAGUUUUAUUGUGGCCCUUAUUGCCCCAAAUUGGAAAGACAGGAUGGCUUGUGUGUGUGGACGCUUUGUGUCUGCUUUACUGUGGCACAGUGGUAAUGUUCCCUCAAAACACCGCUGUCAAUAUUUUGGCAGAUUAACAAAUUUGAGUGUGUACACUGACUAAACUUUUUUUUUUUUCAUAUUUUAUACAAAUAAAAAGAUAACGCAAAUGUUGCCUAAGAGAACUAUAUUUUGCUAUUAUAGUCUUUGAACCAUAGCACAUAAAGGUUUAACCUUUUUGAUGCUGUGCGUAAAGACUAUUCCGGUGCAUACCAACUCUUUUCCAUAUCUAAAACUAGUGUAAACACUCAGAAAUACAGCAAAUUAGAGAUGGGUAAAAAUAAAAUAAAAUGUAUGUUCUGAGUCAAAUGCAAAAAAUGCACAUAAGUAUUAUGUUAUUAAGAGAGAAUCAGCCACUGAGAAUCUUAAAGAAGCUUCAAGGCUCUCCUCGGGAAGUUGCUAUAUGCCCCAUUACAGUUAAUAUUUGAGGAAUUUCAUGUUGGAAUGUUUAGGUAAUUGAACUCAUAUAGAAUCAAAUAUUUUCGCAUAGUUUUUUCGUUGUAACUUUAAUUGAUUUUCCUGUAAACGAGAAUGUUCGUGCCGUUGUUUACACAAGGAGCUCGUUUUGCUAAUCCGAGGGGAUUUUGUUAAGGCCUAAUUCAGCGUUAGUCCUAACUCUACGGUUAAAACUGUUUAUAUUUAAUAUAAUUUAGUCAUGUAUAGCAAGACAGGCGACGCGAUGUUAACUUUGAAAUAAACUAUUCCAGAGACAUUCUCUGUGAGAAAAAAUAUAUAUAUGACAGAAUAUAAUUUGAUUCUCACUCUAUCCCUCGGAAACAUUUUAUUUUUAAAAUUUUGCUUUUGUGGUGAGGAGCUGGGAAUGUCUCGAGGCUAAAGGAAACGGCGCAUAAAACGCCUUUUUUGCCAAGUCAUUUUGCCAAAAGCGAACUCUCCCUACAGUUAAAGACUUUAUUACCACUAAGUCCCAUGGCUUUGUUACUUUAUGUCUUUGUUGGUGGGUAUCAGCAGCCCCUAUACUUUUAGACUUGAUUUGCCACCUUAAGGCCAUCUUCCUACCGUAAAGUAUAGUUCAGUGUGUUUGUAACAAAAAAAGCGUUUUUUUUUUCAUUUAUUUUUGGAGUUGCAUCGCUAUAACAUAGCUUGGUAUCAUUAUAAAGGCUUGUGGUUUUCAUAACGUGUAUGUCUCUCACUGUAUUGUUGAGCUUUGUGGUAAAAUUUGAUUUGGAUGUAUGCAAAGGAAAGUCGAAGCUUUAAACUUCCAAUGAGGGAAAUCUACAGUGGGAUAUGUGUUUCAGAAACGUGUUUACACAAUGAACUAAUGACCUGCGUCCUUUAAAAAUAUAAUUAUACAUUUUCAAACUUUGAAUCCGGCUGGACCUCGCCCCUUCUAUACAAGGUGGUGCAUUAAGGCGAGGUGAAGGAACAUACUGAUUGCUGUGCUGUCUUCUUUCUCUGCCAUGAUGGAUAUCGUUCCGAGUGCUACGUAGCCUCGGAGUGGGAGGGACUGCCCCGAUUCCAGCAUUUCCAUUGGCUUCGCCGUUCGCUCGCGGAGAGGGGGGUGCCUCUAAUCAUAUCCAGCAUGUUUUGUACAAGAAAUGUCAGCCAGAAAGGGCUAUCUUCUCCCUUCGCCAAAAUACACCACAAUAAUGUCAUGUUCGGACAGCCCGUCAGGAAAUGCGUUUUUAGUGGAUUCUCUGAUCAGUGGGCGCACCGAGAGUGGUGGAGGUCACUACACUGGGAGCGCGGUGUGCGUGCCUCAUAGCACCGCUACAGAAGUGCCUUACGGACUACACAACUAUGGAUACUUCCCAGGUGUGGGUAAGCGGCCUGACGUGGGUCCCCAAAACAUGGUUUCUGCCACAGGAGCGUACAUGUCCAGCAUGGAGAUGUGGAUGGACGCACAGAGGUCAUGUCGAAUGGACCAAGAGCACCCGGUAGGUCCCCAGGUCGCGCCCUGCUCGUUCCCCCAGAAUAUUAAGGAGGAGAGCACCUAUUGCCUGUACGAGCAGCAGAAGUGCCCAAAAGCCUCCACCGCCGAAGAUCUUACAUAUUCAAGGUUAACAGCAGCCGGCCUAGGGUCGAGUUCUUGUACAGUUACCGAUGGCGGCGGCGGGGGCUCAGUGCCUGUGCCGGGCUACUUCCGCUUGUCUCAGACGCACGCACAUUCUCAUAAACUUUACAACACCAACGGCCCCCAGCCGAACCCUUCCCAUUCUCAUUUUGGCCUACACCCCACUGCUCCUGCUCGCUUCCACACGCCACCAACCUCGACUUCUGCUCCAGCCACGGCACAAGAAGGGACACCUCGGAACACCGAGGAACCCGUGUCUCACGCUGCAUCGGGGGCCGAGGAUACACGGGACUCUUCGGAUGGAGAAGCCUCCUCAGCUGAAGAAACGGAAGAGAAUGACAAAGAGAGGCCAGCAAAGACAAAUAAAGGAGACUCAAAAAGCGAGAACACGGCCAACUGGCUGACAGCAAAAAGCGGCAGAAAGAAACGUUGUCCAUACACCAAGCACCAGACACUGGAGCUGGAGAAGGAGUUCCUCUUCAACAUGUACCUGACCCGAGAGCGCCGCCUAGAGAUCAGUAAAAGUGUCCACCUGACGGACAGACAGGUUAAAAUCUGGUUCCAGAACCGCAGGAUGAAACUGAAGAAAAUGACGCGGGAAAACAGGAUCCGGGAGCUCACCUCCAACUACGGAUUUUCAUGAUGAACGAGUUGAUCACGCUGAAACAGAGGAAAAUAGGUGAAAUCAGUGACACCCACCCUCUUACACCCCCAACCUUUCCUCACCACUUUGUCCACACAAUGACUCAUUUCACUGUGGGCUGCAAGUUUCUUUAAUUUCCAGACACGCGUAAAGUCAAUGCAUCGUCCCCAGUGAGCUAAGAAAAUGAAACUGUAAUUGAUUCUAUUUGAAUAUUUCCUGAUGUUGUGUUUUUGUAUUGUUGGUCCAUUGCGGUUACUUCUCUCGUAUGACUGGAUGUUGUCAGUACAGUUUAAAAAAAAAAAAAAAGGAAAGAAAGAAAAAAGCCUUUGCCCUGAAAUUUGUCUACUUUUAACUCACCGCAGGAGAAAACAUUUGCCCUAAAUUUAGACAAACAUGAUUUUUUUAUUAUUUUAAUUGGAAUUGCAUGGUAUAACGUUUUUCUACCUUUUUAGAUUUUAAAUCACUCUGAAAUUAAAUGCCCUUAUAUCACAAUGGGGAAUAAUGCACCCUAUCACCUUAGAUGUAGUCUACCCUUAUAUAGGUUUAAUCUGUGUGUGAGCUAAAUGUAUAAAUUACCUCCUUAUUCACGCUGAGGACGUUUAAAACAGUGUGCAAAGUGAAGGAGGAAUAUUUUUCAUUGUAUAUUUCUUUGUAAAUAUGACAUUGUGAUUUGUGUAAUGCUUAAUAAAUUAUCAGCUCGCAAUGAGGAGUAGCUGCUUGUAUUUUGUAUCCUGGUUAUAUGUACGUUUUAGCUUGCACGGGGAACAAAAAGCUUUGUUUGGAAUUCAAAGUUCAAGAUAAUCUCCUUCACUGGAGAGUCGCUUGUUUUUUGUGUAGCAGUCGAGAAAGACGUGUUUCUAAGGGGAAAUGUACCGGCCAUCGGAAAUAAUUAAGAUAUUAGGCUACAAGCCGUCUAGCUGCAUGCCCAGCCGGCUAUUGUAGAGUUUUAUGACUGGCUGGUAUAUGAGCUUUCUCCCUCUCCUCUAAGAGCAGCUUCAGUCGUGAGAGAGCCUUUCGCACGGAGAGGAGGCCCGGCUCACAGCUAGAAAUCUGAACUGUACUGAAACACUGAGGAUAAGACCUUAUUUGUUGCUUUAGUCUCGAAAUACUGGGAUUAACGUUUCAGGGAUCGGGUAAGUGCCUCCAUCUCAGUGCAUUUGUCCAUUUUGCGCCUUGUUGCAGCGACUUCUUUUUAGUGUGUACAAUACUACAGUACUUUCUCAAUACAGCCGAUUAUUGAGACACAUGACGGAAGCGACGACCACGGUGCAUUAUGAAUUGGCUGAUUGUGUUUCACUUGAGGCCCGGAUCGACUGUCGAGUGGUUUAGGUAGUUUCAUGUUGUUGGGGUCCAUUUCAAACUCUGCAACAUGAAACUGUCUUAAUUGCCCCAGUUACAUACAUCGAAACCGAAAGGAAAGCAAAUCUGGGACAUAAAGAUUAUGAGAUUUGUUUUAAAUUGUGUGGUGGCGUUUUGAAAGCACGUUACAAACCUGUAUAGAAUUCGGGGAGGAGUGGCUUACUGUUGUGCAUAUUCGUAAUGUGUGUCCUGGGGUGUUUUCUUUAGAUUCAUCAACUUGUUUUUUUUGUUGGUAAAAUAAGACCGAGGGGCCACGUGUGCUGAAUAUCAACGUGAUCAAAGCGGGGCUGCAGUAUGCGUCGUGGACUUGGGGGAUUAAGUGUAAAGCUGUGAGUGUUUUCCGUGUGUAGUAGUGACGCAGACACGCCAGACAAGGCCUCGGUUACGACCACUGCAGUGGAGGGGAAGGGGAAGGUGAAUGGGGCAACAGCGACCUCCGUGGGCAAUGAGACCGGAUGCUUCCGCUGCGCAAUAGUGGCUCAGACAAAAGGAGGGGAAGGGCUUUAUGGCGAUAUUUAGAUCCGCCAGACAGGCUGUUAUCUGCAGAGGCAGAAAAGAGUGAAUAGCCCCUGCGGUAAACUGGGUGAAAAAACACCCUGAUUUAGGUUUACAGCCCGAGAGCCAUUGGCAUAGUGGCGUCUUUUCCUCCUCUGAAGGUGUUUGUCUAUUCUAAGUUUUAGUGCACAAAUAGGCGCACAGCCGCUCCUUUCCCCCCUCGGCUUGUUUGAUGUCUGUUGGCCAAAUAAUGUGCAAGCACAAGUUAGGUGAUUUCCUGCGACUAGUAUGCACACCGUGGACACCUUGUGCUUUUUUUGUUGUUGUUGUACUUCUCUUUUAAAUGCAGUAGUAACACCAGAGUGAAAUUCCUGCGUAUUGAAUUGCCUGUGGCCUUGUGGGGGGUGUUGUCCAAGCUCUCGGUUUAUUAACUGGCAAUAAAUGAAAUGUAUGUGAAAAUUCAAGGUUGCUACUUUGAAACCUGCAACAGUGGGCUUAUCUGAUAUAGCCCUAUGCACGUUUAUACUCACACAGCCACCCCCUUUUUUUCUCUCUCUCUAUCUCUCUUUUUUUUUGUAGACCUUAGAGCUUUGUUUUCCCUGUAAACUGCAUAGAGUCUUAAUAGUAAAUACUCAGUUUAAAUUCUUUCGACUGAAGUAUUCUCUACACUAUAUUUUCGGCUAAAUGUAUCCAUGUUCUGUUUUUGCGUUUUCCAUUGAGUUUAAUUAAUAACACACGCACGUAUCUUUAUCGCUUGCAUAUAUUUAAUGUUAUUCCGAAUUGGCGGAUGGAUUUAUUUGUGUCUCUGUGCGUAUUUAUGCCAUUUAUUUAAUACAAUUUAUAAUCUAAACCGCCUCCAUUUAAAUUGCACUACAUGCAAUUUAAAUGUGCUGUUGUCUCCCGGUGUUCGCCACUCCCCGCACCAUUUAAUUUUAAAAGGAGGAAACCGCAAACACCACAUUACGCUUAUUUUUAGCUCUAUUUGAGUGUAACGUUACACUGAAGCCCUGGCUGCAAGCCGGCGUUAGUUAAUUUGUUAACGGCGGUGAGGAUACCAACACAUAGCCCAAUACAAGUGAUAACGACGGUGUAAACGGGAAAGUAGAGUAAAGCCAAAUCCGUCGUAUUUCAGUUAUUUGCUGAAGAUUUCCUAAAUAUUCAGCUGUGCAAUUCAGCGGAUAAAACCAACAGCAGAUGUAUUCAGUUACAGUUUUAUAAUUUGUGACUAGCACAUUCAUUCAUAUUAAACACACUAAAACAGUGCAUUUUGUCUGAUAUGUAGCGUUUUCUUGUGUAGUGUUUUUAUUUUAUGAUUGGUUAUAAAUAAAUAAAAAUUAAAAAAUUGUUAAAGCAUCUCGCAAUACUCGAAAAUCUUCUUUCUUUUGUCGUCUUGUCAAUCCGGUUGAAAUUUUAAAAAUAAAAUAUUUUGAAUUACAC